Molecule: messenger RNA, 4155 nt
Organism: Diplodia corticola
Lineage: Eukaryota; Fungi; Ascomycota; Dothideomycetes; Botryosphaeriales; Botryosphaeriaceae
Exons: 1
Coding region: 1-4155 (1384 amino acids)
Source: RefSeq, a predicted model, not a curated record
AUGGACGACUGGGGCGACCCAUGGCAGGACGAUGCGGCUCCGAAGCAUCCCCCGGCCAUCGACGUGCACAUCCUCGCCGACCGCCAAAGCAAGGAGCGCGUUGUUACACCCGUUCUGACCGGCUUCUUCGAGGACCAGCAGAAGUGGUGCGAGCCUGAUUCCCACGACGUGUGGGCCGCCGCCCACGACGAGCCCGCCGCUCCCGUGCAGCCUGCUGAGCCUGCUGAGCCUGCUGAGCCUGCUGCGCCUGCGGAUGCCCCGGUCUGGGACCUGCCCGACCCGGAGCCUGUCACGUCGGACAAGCCUCCAGAGUCCCACGGAGCCGCCCUCGCGACCACGCACACCGCCGCCCUCGAACCCGACACUCCGCAGCCCGCAGAGGAAGACACGAGCGACGCGGCCUCUGACGACUCGUUUCACGAACCCACGCCAACGCCUGACGCGCAUAAAGAAUCAGGGGUGCCGCCCGCUACCCCCACUGCCCACGAAAUCGAUUCCUCCGAUUCUGGCACCACCAUCGGGCCCGACGCCGCCGGCUUCGCCGCUCUCGACUCUUCUACACCGCCCGCGAGUAGACCACACUCCGAAGAAUUCGAGAGCGGCAUUUCCACCCGCCCCUCGACCUCUCCUUCGGAAGCUAGCCACGGCGAUGGCUUGUCCGACUCUACAAGAACUUCCUUCGAAGAUGAUGUCGGGCCGCAAGGCUUGACCGCGAGUAGUGAAGCGGGGCCGGACAAAGCGGAUGACGCGACACAGACCGCAGGAGAGCCUGAGAACAAAACCGAAAACGAGCAUCAGGCCACUACAUCCGCUCCCAAUGAGGAGACCACCGAGCCUGCACCCAACCAAGUACCCGAAGAGACCGAUGAUGAUACGAAUGAGAUUACGACCGAGCACGAACCUGAAGAUCGAGUUGAGAGCGAACCUGAAGACCUAGUUGAGAACGAGUUCGAGGGCCGAGCUGAGAACGAACUUGAUGAUGAAGUUGAGGACACAUGUGAAGACCGAGUCGAGGACACACAUGAAGACACACCGGAAGACGCCUUUGAUGAUGACGACUUCGGUGACUUCGAAGAAGAGGCGGACGAAGUUCUCGAAGACGAAAUCCACGAGGACGAAACCUCAAACACUGUUGAGAGUCCUGUCGAUGCUGGACCUCCGUCACCGAACCACGGACAUGCCCCAGCGCAGGACUUGAGCGGAUUCGUUCCGAGCAGCCCGAGACCUUUCGUCAAAGCUGACUUUGCGCCUAACCUUAGUCUCAUCGACCAAUUAUUCCCAACCACUGGUGAUAACAACGAACUGCAAGAAGUGGAUGACUCUCCAAUCAAGCCUACCAACGCCCGGAAGGCUUGGUAUCGCCUCACGCGUAUUGAAACUCUGCACGAGGUUCAAAGCGAGAAAGACCAUGACAGCUAUGUGCGUGUAGGUUGGCAGGCUUCCACAGUCCGCGCCGAGACCAACCAGAUUGUGGGUCGAUGGGCGUCCGAAGACCGCAUCAACGGGCGUACACUGCUCGGUGGCAGACCUGGCGCCAUGUUCGGUUGGGAUUCGCCCAAGUUUUCUCCUGCCUCGAGUGUCUUUUCCUUCCACUCCCACAAACGCAAUGCCUCGGCAGCGACCACACCGAAGAAGGCUGUUUUCGAUUUGGAGGAAACCAGACAGAGGCCUGUAUCACUUACCGUGCCACCUCUGCGAAAACCUUCGAUUUCGACUGCCAUCGAUGUUCCUCAAUUCAGCUGGAGCACCGCGGUGGACGAGCCGAACGAGCCUGCAGCUUCUUCUGCUCCCCACUCGAAAACAGCCUUUGCCAACUCAAAGGACGGCAGCAAUCCGUGGGGCGCUGCCUUCGCGGAGAAGUCGCCAACCCAUGAGAUUAUGCCAAUAUCUGCACCGCCGGUAAAAACCUCGUUUGAGGACAGAAAAAGCCCUUUCGUAACUAGAAGCUCUUUCGAAGACUCAGACGCCUGGAAGCCUGCAGAACGUUCUUUCGGGGAGGGAGAUACCUGGGGAUCUGCGAAGGAAUCUUUCGAGUCACAGGGUACUUGGGAGCCUGCAAAGACAACUCUCGAAGAAGCAGAUGCGUGGGAUGCUGCAAAGAGGUCUCUCGAGGAGACAGAUCCCUUCGAACCUCCCAAAGCGUCGUUUGAGGAAGCGAAUGCUUGGGAAUCAACACGAAAGUCCAUCGACCAACAAGACGCUUCCCUGCAAGACAAGGCCUCACUGGACGAAGGUGACGCCUGGAAGACAGCAGAGACUUCGUCGGAGAAACCAGAAUUGCCAGAAUUCCAGUUGCCUCCGCAGCCCCCUGUUGAAAUCCCGGUCAAUUGCAAGCCGGUGAAGAACUCCCAAGAUCAGAUAAUUGGUUGGAAACUGGAUCACGAUGCUAUUAAGAAAGCGGCUGCCGAGGAAAAGGCGGCUGCUCUGCAAACUCUACAGGAAGCGAGCGAACCAAGGCCCCCACACACUCGUGCGGUGUCGGACUCUAACAUUCUCCAUGUCAUGUCGCCUUUUGACAAUCCGUUCGCUCCUCCAGAAGCUGAGAAGCCCGAACCGACCCCGGAUGAGGACGCGCAAGCGCAGUCUGGUGAGAAGAAAAAGAAGAAGAGGCUGAGCUGGCUCACAUUUCCUAAAAAGAAGAAGAACAAUGAUCUCCACCACAAGAGGUCUGUGUCUACUUCUAGCUUUUUAGCUGUUUCGAAUAGCACAGCUGUUCCGCCUAAGAGCUCAUCUUUACCAUCUUGGGAAAGUCCCUGGGCAAAAAUGGCGACGAAGUCCCCCUUGGCGAACGAAGUCACCGGUCCAGACCCUGAGCCAGAAAUAGCUCGUAAAGAAUACGAGCCGGAAAUGGCCCUCAGGAAACACGAGCCGAAUCCGUGGGACAAUGCUUUCGACAACGCUUGGGACGAUGCUAGGCCGUCUACUGCAAAAUCCAACGCCUCCCACCGUGAUUCUGUUCUGAUAUCGAAACCCGAGCUACCCGCCAUUGACACUGCUGUUCGUCCUCCAUCUCCUCGAGAGGUCGUCACUACGCCGAAGUUGCCAGCCAUCGACACCAACCCUGAGCCGCAUAAGGCUGACAGUCCUGUCCACGAAGAAAAAAGCUGGGGCAAUACCGUUGAAUCACCAAUGGCUUCUCCUUCAGUCAUGACUCCUGAUGAGAAUCCAUGGGGAGAUCCAUGGAAGGCUACGUCGGUACCGCCCGCGCCUAUAACCUUGUCCGUGGAUCCACCUUCAGUUUCCAAGCCAGCUACUAAACUUGCGCCUCUUGAUACCAGCUUCAAGCCCCAAGAGACGGACGAUGACGACUGGGGUGAGAUGGUGGAAUCUCCUGCAGCAUCCUCGCCCGUACUUGCGCCUCCGCCAUCAGGGCAAUGGGGUCUUCCCCGUAGCGUUUCGCCAAUUGGCUCGCCCAUUAGUAAGACCACCCGAACUCACCCACCAAGCCCUUUGGUGCCUGCGCCGAUUCGAUCUGCUACGAUGCCCCUUUCGCCAACAACUUCAGGCCUAGCAUCUCCGCCCCGUGUCAAUACGCCAAAGUCGACGAGCAAUUGGCUCCCCAAGCCGACCAACCACCCGCGGCCGCUCAGCCCUCUCAACCCGGCACGGUCUUCUACUCUCCCCAUCUCACCUACCCUAGGCAGCUUACAACCGCUGUCGCCGUCACCGGUGCUGGAGCAGAAGGAGGUUUUCCGCCCUGCCCCAAUCUCCAUUGCCCCAGCAGAUUCGGAUCCGUGGGAUAGCGUUGAUUUUUCCGUCUUCGAUAAGCCUGCGUCCGCUGCUUCACGUAAUGCCUCACAUAACCGCACCUCCUCCAGCCCUCUCCCAAGCCCUGACCCCACUUCAACCGCUCCUACCAUCACAUUUGACAACAUCUUAGGUGGAGCUACCCGCACCGACCGCUCAAGCUCCACGCCUCUUACGUUUGACCAAAUUCUGCAGCCUUCGCGCGAGCGGUCAGGCUCUGCUAGGACAUUUGAUGACAUUCUGGCCCAGCCGGGCCAAUUGUCACGGGCCAACUCGCAACAGAGUCUGAAGGCUACAGCUGCUGGUCAAGCGCAGGCUGGCCCGGUGACUAACUGGGCCGAGCAGGACAAAGAGGCUGUGAAGAAGUUCGUGGCUGCGCUGCCAGAUAUGAGUUAUAUGCUUCGAUGA